AUGAUCUAUCUAAAAUGUUUACUUGUCAUUAGUAUUUUUAUUCUACCUGCUUUUUGUAUUGACACCGUACCAAUAACGACACAAGAACCAACAGAAGAUGGAACUGGAACCGAUUCAACUGAUGUGGUAACAGUCAUAGUCUCCACAAGUUAUAAACCAACUGUUCCCGCUGAACUGAUGCAGGUUCUGUCUAAUAUUACAGUGCCCACAGUAGAUGGAAAUGUCACAUUUAGAUCGAUGAACAGAACGACGUCAGUAGGAGUAAAGAGACGUGUUCUUAUAAUAAACCAACCAAUGUUACGGCAGAGCUUAAAGAAAAGAAAGAACAAAAAGAAGGAUAACAAAGAUCAAGACCCACGCCUAGCUGCAGUAGAAAGUCUCCUUUAUGAAGAAUACGAUACGAAUGGAGAGAAACUUGUCGAAAUAAUGAUGUACAGCAUGGAAGAUGUUUCGAGAUUCUUCCAGUCUUAUCUUCACACACAGGUCUGUUAUGGCCAAUGUGAAACUGCGUUAUCCUAG
Spodoptera littoralis (African cotton leafworm) is the source of this 519-nucleotide messenger RNA. NCBI's taxonomy places the organism in Eukaryota, Metazoa, Arthropoda, Insecta, Lepidoptera, Noctuidae. The record is from the annotation of a GenBank genome assembly.